UCCAGCGAGCAGACCGCCUCUCGUGAACUAUGCUGCUUGGAGUGGGGCUGCCAGACCCGAGACGAGCAGCUGCACAGAAACCGCGCUUAAUUGACUUCGGCCUAAUUGUAUGGAUGGAGCCGCGGCGCGCACUGGAUCAGCACCAACUGAUGAGAAGCAUCAGGAGGAUAUGAGAGCGAUUCCACUGUAUCUGCGCUGGAUACUGGACCUGACCGGGAAAUUCAGUGGAACUAUUAAUGGGAGAAAGGCUUUCUGUAACCGCGCGCGCGCACACACGCGCACACAAAUGGGCUAACGGAGAGGAGGGGGCGCGCUCGCAACUUCCCAAGUGAUGGUCAGUCAACUCCAGCGGACCUUCCGCUACAGGUGUACCGGUAAUGCGGCUUCUCGUUAUCAGCGCAGACUCGACAGAAUAAGCCACGAGGGACCGCGCGGCGAGCCCGGGGUUGAGGAUAAAAAGUGAGGACGGAGCGACACGGGACGUAGACCACAGGAACUCUCGGAUUAUCACGCAACUUGAGAGGCACUUCUGCGGACGCUUUUCGUGGACAUACUACGGGCGGAAACCAGGAUUUCAAAAUUCUGCACAUCAGGAUUGUGAACCAGCGGACCACACUAUACUCAAGAGUUGAAGACGACAAAUUUCAAGGGGAAAAAACUCUCGGGGCGCGAUGAGGACGAUGCGCAGGCACGUCUCCGUUGGACUCUUCAUUAUGAUGUGCGCGCUCACGAGGCACAGUAGCGAGAGCGCGCACUCGGCGGCCCCCGAAAGGAGCGCGCGGCGGGAAGCGAGGCGAACGUCGGUGGCGCUGUGGCACAUCGAUGAAAGUCGAGGACACGGUCUCGCGAGAACCGCUGCUCCUAAAACGUCCGUGGCGGUGACCGCGGUGUUGCAGCAACGGGACUUACGGAACAUCCAGGCGGACAGAGGGCACCUGACUAGCACAGGGAUGUUCCCCAGAGAUCCAAAAAAGAAGGAGAAAUUCCUAAAGCAUAUAACAGGUCCACUCUACUUCAGUCCAAAGUGCAGAAAGCAAGUGUACAGACUGUACCACCACACCAGAGACUGCACGAUACCUGCACGUAAGGCGAAACGAGCGUCCCCGAAUUUCAAGAGAUGUGCGCGACUCCUCACCAGGCUCGCCGGCAGCCCACAGUGCACAGAAGGGUAGCCCCAACACGGUUGUAGAUGGUUUAUUUUUUGAAGAGAAAGGGCGAAGAGAGUCAACAAGUGCCUCGGAUUGGUACAAGGGAAGCCCCAGCUACUCCACCCUGCUCCAACAGACACCUGGCACCUGCUUCAUCCUUCAGUGGGCUCUCAUCUAAAAGGGAGGGGGAUCAGUGAACACCCAGUGUUCUGGUUCAGCCCAGAUGGAGGGACGAUCCUGAGAUCAAAACCAAACCUAGACAAAGAUGCAGGAUCUUCGCCGCCGAUGACAGAAGACCAACAAUCCCUAUCUCCAGAAGAACCAUAAAAAGGAUUGCAUCACUUUCUUUUUAUUUAAAAGAAAAUGGCAAACCCUCCGGCGGAGGGAGAACUGCGAGUGCAGUCAUUCUUUUUGGAUUCAGCCCGUACCACAGACUGCGCGAGAGCAGAAAGCCAGCAGUCCCUCAUGCUUUCACUCCUGUUCACACUGAAGACUGAUAUUAAAUUAUUAAGUGCUUUAAUAUUUAACUGCCAUUGACAUACAAAGAAGAGGACUCAGAGUGAUAUAGUCUAUAUUUAUAUUUAUAAAUGA
This is a messenger RNA of Synchiropus splendidus (mandarinfish), 1739 nucleotides long. Its product is annotated as ALK and LTK ligand 2b-like. Gene Ontology annotation, biological process: positive regulation of ERK1 and ERK2 cascade; positive regulation of ERK5 cascade. The transcript has 6 exons. The coding region runs from base 672 to 1172 and encodes 166 amino acids. Gene Ontology annotation, molecular function: receptor tyrosine kinase binding; receptor signaling protein tyrosine kinase activator activity. Lineage: Eukaryota; Metazoa; Chordata; Actinopteri; Syngnathiformes; Callionymidae. The record is from RefSeq and is a predicted model, not a curated record.